UUAUCAUCCAUGAUAUCCACAAAAUAUUGAUGUGCAUGUGAAAGAAUUUACUUUGUAAUGCAGUGGCUUUUGUUUUUCUUCUUUGUUAGGUUUGUUGGGGGAGAGCUGAAUAUUUGCUAUAAUGCUAUAGAUCGCCAUAUUGAGAAUGGACAAGGGAAUCAGAUUGCAAUCAUCCAUGACAGUCCUGUAACGAAUAUGAAAGAGUUUAUAACUUACCAAGAAGUUCAUGAACAGGUCUCCAAGCUGGCUGGUGUCAUGGUGAACCAUGGUGUGAAGAAGGGAGACUGUGUUGUCAUCUACAUGCCUAUGAUUCCACAGACAAUGUACACUAUGCUAGCAUGUGCAAGAAUAGGAGCGAUACAUAGCCUCAUUUUUGGUGGAUUUGCAUCAAAAGAGCUUUCUAGCCGCAUUGACCAUGCCAAGCCCAAACUGGUUGUAACAUCAACUUUUGGAAUAGAACCUGGAAGAAAAGUGGAAUAUGUGCCACUUUUAGAAAAAGCAUUGGAGAUGAUAAAGCACCAACCUGAGAAAGUUCUGAUUUAUAGCCGCUCUAACAUGGGAGCUGUUCCUCUUAAACCAGGGCGGGAUCUAGACUGGCAUGAAGAAAUGGCAAAAGCAAAGCCUUGCGACUGUGUCCCUGUUCUUUCAGACCACCCGCUUUACAUUCUUUAUACAUCAGGAACAACCGGCACACCCAAGGGUGUUGUUAGACCAACAGGUGGCUAUGCAGUUAUGCUAAACUGGACCAUGUCGGCAAUUUAUGGCCUUAAACCUAAAGAGGUCUGGUGGGCAGCAUCUGAUUUAGGCUGGGUGGUUGGUCAUUCUUAUAUUUGCUAUGGACCUCUUCUGCAUGGAAAUACAACGAUUUUGUAUGAGGGGAAACCUGUGGGAACUCCAGAUGCCGGUGCUUUUUUCCGUGUGCUGGCGGAGCAUGGAGUUGCUGCCUUUUUUACUGCACCAACUGCAAUUAGAGCAAUCCGUCAACAGGACCCUGAGGCUACCUUGGGGAAGCAGUACAAGCUGACAAGGUUCCGAACAUUGUUUGUAGCUGGUGAACGCUGUGAUGUGGAUACUUUGGAAUGGUGCAAAAAGAUCUUCAAGGUACCAGUUUUGGAUCACUGGUGGCAAACUGAAACAGGAUCUCCAAUAACAGCUUCCUGUGUUGGCUUGGGGAACUCUUUAACACCUCCUCCAGGACAGACAGGAAAAUUGGUGCCAGGAUAUAAUGUGAUGAUUCUGGAUGACAACAAGCAACCUGUAAAAGCGAAGACUUUAGGAAAUAUUGUGGUGAAGUUGCCUUUGCCUCCAGGAGCGUUUCUGGAUCUUUGGAAAAAUGAGGAGCUGUACAAGGAAUUAUAUUUCCAAAAAUACCCAGGGUACUAUGAUACGAUGGAUGCCGGUUACAUGGAUGAAGAUGGCUAUUUGUAUGUCAUGUCUCGAGUGGAUGAUGUCAUCAAUGUUGCAGGUCACAGGAUUUCAGCUGGGGCAAUUGAGGAGGCGGUUCUCUCCCAUAGUGCUGUGGCAGAUUGUGCUGUUGUCGGCCAGGAGGAUUCCUUAAAAGGCCAUGUCCCACUAGCAUUAUGUGUCCUGAGGAAUGGAGUGGAUAUUGAAGAAGAAAAGCUUUUGGAAGAGAUUGUGAAAAGGGUUAGAGAAAAUAUUGGCCCUGUGGCAGCAUUCCGGAAAGCAGUAUUUGUGAAACAGAUCCCGAAAACUCGUUCUGGCAAGAUACCACGCUCUGCUCUUUCUUCACUGGUGAACAGCAAGCCAUACGAGAUAAGUCCAACCAUUGAAGACCCUGCUGUGUUCAAACACGUAGAAGAAGUGCUGAAGAUGAAGUUAAAAUAACUGUUCAAAGUCACUGAGUAAAAGUGGAAUACUUACUGCAUUUAUUUAGGCCAAGGUUAUCUUGCAGGUCUAAUAACAUGAGACUAGUUUGAUUUCUGCAAAAGUCUGACUGAGUUUUUCUAAUCUCAUUGGCAAGUAAAUAAUACUGGAGUGUUGAAGUAAAUUCUUAUGAUCAAUAUUCAGAUCACUUUUAAAACAGUGUAAACAGAAUGGAGAAUGUGCCACUUUUAUGCUGGUCCAAACUUACCUAUAAAUAUAGAGCAGAAGAUGCUUCAUACCUUGCCAAAAUUAAACACAUCAAUCUCAUUGUGAGACGUAAUUCAUGUCCUUAAAAAAAGUGCUCAUGCUGUCAUAGAGUCAUGCUCACAAGGAACCUUUUCAAGCAGCUCAGCUGAUUUACUUAGAUUAGUCCUAGUGCUGAACAGGCUUUACAAAUUUUGCUUUCGUUCUCUUUGGGAAAUAAUGUAUGUAGGAUGGAGUUCUUCUGAUCAGGAAUGGGGUGAGUACCUGAGAAGGACACCUUAUCUUGAAAAUAGCAGCCUCAAAUCAUGUGAGUAAAACCCCUUUCAGGAUUACCCAAGUCAAAUUGGGCUUGCAAGAACCCUUAAUUCCAGCCUGCAAAAGGAUGAUGGUUCUGGCUGGGCACUUUUCUGGUUUAUCUAGCAGCCAGAUAUUUUUGUUUGUUUUGUACUUGACAGUAAAUGUUACAUGAAGUGAAAACUAGCAGAGUGUCUGUGCUGUUAGGAAUUAUGUGAUGCCAUUUUUGUGAAUCACCUUAUGUUUAAGCAUUCUGUAGUUAAGUAUUACAUUUUUCCACAGGUAAGUUUACCAUAGCUUAUAUGGAAUAAUUAUAUUUCCCGUCAGUGAGAAUGCCUUUCUGUAUAUGCUAAUUUUUACAUAGGUCAUCUUUUGUCUUUGACGUUCAGUCACCAACAUAAUGAGGAAAUUUUUACUAUGUUCACAUUAUUCAACAGAUAUCUGGGAAGCAAGGAUAUGAUAAACAUUCUCCUCAAACAACCAGCAAUUUGGAUGGUUGUAAAUGUCCCCAUGAUAAAUGGCAGUAUAUAGUUGUUCUUCAGAUAUUCAAUUAGAACACACCUUUUCCAAAAACACCCUAACACUCAGGCAGAUUUCUAACUUUUAGGUUGCCCCCUAGUGCCAAAAAAUAGACUAACUCCAGGAAUUGGCAAUAUUUAAAAACAUGCGACACAAUUAACUUUGUCUAAAUUUUGAAUUUGACUUUUAAGUUAGUGAUGCAAGUUUAUCAGUGCUGAUAUUUUCAUGACAAAACUAAAUGAAAUGUAAGUGCAGCUUCUUGAAGCGUGAGUCUUUCUGGUUUUCCUGCUGAAUGGAUUAUACAGCAGUAUUCACAGUGUUAUUCGUGAUGUCUUGUGACUAGUUCUGAAAUGAAAGGGGUCCUUUUCACAUAGUUCCCAUGCCCGGCCACAUGCAUAAUCUGCACUGAGUGCCUCUGUUACUGACUGUAGUGCCUGCAGCAUUUUCCAUAAUGGUUUGUCAUGCUGCCCUGCAUAUAUAACUGUGUGCAGUUCCUGCAGGGUGGAAGGAGAGGAAAUGAGACGCUAUUAAGGCCUGUAGAAUAAAGGGAGGGGAUCCUACGAUGAAGCACAACAAGUCCC
This is a messenger RNA of Varanus komodoensis (Komodo dragon), 3482 nucleotides long. RefSeq names its product acyl-CoA synthetase short chain family member 3 (gene ACSS3). The transcript has 15 exons. Lineage: Eukaryota; Metazoa; Chordata; Lepidosauria; Squamata; Varanidae. Bases 58 to 1845 code for a protein of 595 amino acids. The record is from RefSeq and is a predicted model, not a curated record.